GCACGGAGGCGCUUCAGUCGCUUCGGCAAGAUGGCCACGCUGGAUCAAUGAAACGCGAGUAAUCGUAGUAAAAACAGAAAUUGACAAGUGCGCGGUCGAAUAUCGAGGGCCGAUCACGGUGUAAAUGGAACAUGGGGAAGGACCAGGAGCUGCUCGAGGCAGCGAGGAGCGGAAACGUCACCGUGGUCGAGAAAAUACUCGGACAAAGAGCGAAGAGGAGUGGUCCACUGGCAAGUUUACGACGAGGUCCGGGUGCUAACGUGCAAGAUGCCAGUGGAUAUACAGCCCUUCAUCAUGCAGCUCUCAAUGGUCAUCGUGAAGUAGUCAAGUUAUUGCUCCAAUAUGAGGCUUCUACCAACGUCGUAGACGCUAAAGGAUCUUCACCACUUCAUUUGGCAGCUUGGGCAGGCGAUGCUGAAAUUGUGCGGUUAAUUCUUAGCCAAGGACCUUCGGUUCCUAAAGUCAAUCUAGCGACAAAGGACAACGAGACGGCCUUGCAUUGUGCUGCACAAUAUGGACACACGGAAAUAGUGGCGCAGCUGUUGCAGUACGGAUGCGACCCGAGUAUCCGCAACAGCCGCGGAGAAUCUGCUCUCGACCUCGCCGCGCAAUAUGGCAGAUUGGAAACAGUGGAGCUACUCGUGCGAACCCAUCCAGAGUUGAUUGAAUCUCUACGUAGUUCUUCCUCGUCUUUGAUCUUCCCACACACUCCGUUGCAUUUAGCAUCACGUAAUGGACAUAGAGCCGUCGUGGAAGUUCUACUCGCUGCGGGAGUGGACGUCAACACAAGAACGUCCGCUGGUACAGCGAUGCACGAGGCGGCACUUUGCGGUAAGAUGGAGGUUGUCCGAGCACUUUUGGACAGAGGCGUGGAUCUGGGAAUCAGGGACUCUCGUCAAAACACCGUUCUGGACCUUUUGGGACAAUUUCCGCCACACGUCACCCAAGAUAUUACGGCUGUAAUAAAGAGGCACAGGUCCUCUUCCGGAAUAGAAAGCGAUGCCGACAGUGAGAACUUGCCACCGAUUCCAGUUCAGCGUGGUGACUCGUUGGGCAGCCCUUACGAGAACGUACGCCCUGGGGAUGAUCUUUCUCCGGCGGAAGGGACGUCGCCCACUCAAUGGCAGUUCUAUCAUAAGCCUCGGGACGAUGAUCGUCGUGUCUCCGGAACUUCCGUUAUGUCUUUCGAAGACGGGCAGAAUAGGGGACCAGUGAAUGGAGUACGGAGGACUAUCCCGCAGACAGAGGAUUACUCCGAUCUCAGCUCAGUCUUCGACAGCGUUCUCAUGUCCAUGUCUGACACUCUCAACUCCAUAAAUACUCUCGAAAGUUCUGACCAAACACCGGAAGACAAAGCACAAAACACUAUCACCUCUAGAACACCGUUACAACCACGCGACACGACAGGGGGUUCGGAUAGCGGAUUGUAUCAAACGCCACCUGUACCAAGAGGAACCAUGGAAGGUAGCUUCGUGUCGGAGGAUCUGUCCUUGACAUUGCCCACGGGAUAUGGUGGUAACAGGGAGUCCGAUCAAUUGAGCGUCUCCUCGUCAUCUAGCGUUGGUGGACCGAGCCCACGGGAACGACGUUGUUUAGCCAACGAUUCCGGUGCUCCUGGGAUUUACUUACCGAUGGCACCCUUGUCCAGUUCACUUCAUAGCCCUGCCUCUAACAGCAAAGUUUCGCCGACACCGCCGAAGAAACCACCGAGGCGUAACUUAUCGGUUUCGCCGACGCACCUGCAGACUCAAAUGUCACUUUCGGCGGAUUGUACGUUGGGUCCGAGUAACUACGAGUACUUGUUCUUAGCGCGUAGCGGUGCGCGUAGUCACAUCGAUCUUGAACAGCUGCAAAAACGUCGUGAGCAGUUACGACACGUGACGAGAAGCGUGGACCAGUACGUGGAAAUGAAGUCUCGUUUUGUGCCGUCCGUGGAAAGUGGCAAUCGACGAGAUGCAAUGCCAAUAACGAUGACGACGACAACAACAACAACAACAACAACAACAGUAACAGCAAAUACUACUGUAGAACCAAUUGCGAUAACAUCGAUUUACGAGAAUCGCCCAAUAAAGAUGUUAAAUCCACGAAGGAAACUUCGUAGACACGCUUACGAAGGCUAUGAGCUUGAUAACAACGGCCCUUGCGUCGAUAAGUCGCCCUGUAGCGAGAACGAUUCUGUACAUCAGGAACAAACUUUCGUCUCUAAUGCUUUCCUCACUUUGAAGUCUUCCCAAGAAAGUCUGCUGGAUGAAAAACGAGAAACUCCUGACGGUGGUCAUACAAUGAUGGUUCAGGAUGGCAGAGAGGCUACAGAUAAGAGACUCAGACGCGUGCAAAUGAUGUUCCCUACGAGUCCAACUCAUUACGUUCAACCACCGACUCCCGAUCAUCCACCACCCUCUGCCAUGCAAGCUGAGAAGUCGAUUCACGAACGUAUUCGUCCGUUGAGCCAGGUUUAUAAAAGAAGAUCUCGCGACAUGGAAACGGAAACUGAUGAGGAUUUGCUACAGUUUCCUGCAAGCGGUUCUCUCGAUGCAUCCAGCGGAUCUUUAUCGAGCGUUUCUCUUUCGGACAAGAGCAUGUCUACCGACAACGUCGAGGAAUACUUCGGAGACGUGCCCUUCGCAGGUUUGUUAAAGGGCUCCGUCACAGCGGAGCGACCGCGUACAUUGCGCCGUUUGCGAAACGUUUACGGACAGACUGCAUGCGGAAUGGGAACCGGCGGGGAGGGUGGUGGUGGUGGAGAACGUCUUGAAGACGACGAAGUGAAUUUCCGAUUAUCGGAUAGGGAUCGUGAGAGAGAUGAAAAAUCACUUAGCAUAAUGAGUCCGUUCGAUGAGCAAGAAGAAUGGGCAAAAAUUUCUGAGAUCAUGGCGUCCUUUGGUACAGGACUCGUACGAGAAUCAGUUUUCGUCACUGAACUCGAGAAAGAAUUCCAAACGAGAUUAGGCUUAAGUUCCGAUACUAGUAGCAGUCCUAUCGUUUCCACAUCGGUCGGUCAAUGGUUAGCGAGUUUAGGACUCGCUGAUUAUGAAUCUCUUUUUAUAAAUUAUGGUUUCGAUGAUCUUGAGUUUAUAAACGGAGUUCUGGACGAGUCCGACUUAAGAGACAUGGGAAUCAAUAGUGAUCAAGAACGUGCUAUAAUUAUGGACGCUGCCGGCUUGUUGAAUAAACGCGUGGAAAAGCGUCUUGGUAGUCAUUGUCAGAGCGUGGACGAAUGGUUGAAAAGUAUUCAUAUGGAAAAUUAUAUGGAGACCUUCAGAAAACAUCUCUACACCGAUAUGGAUCGCGUGAGUCGCAUCUGGGAAGUCGAGCUGGCUGCAGUGUUAGAGAUUCAGAAGCCUGCACAUCGAAAGCGAAUCCUGGCUUCCGUCAGUGGACCGAAUCCUCGAGCUCAGACACGGAACGGUACUGGCCCUAACCUCGAGGAUCUCAAUAAGGAUUUGAACACCUUGAAAACGAAUAUACAACAGCUGAAGGAGGAAAUACGAGAGAAAUUGCCGGAAACAACAGGGGAGAGUAACGGGAGUGUCUCGGUAACCGUAACAAAUUCGACGAAUACUGGUACACUGAGGCAUCGCAAAAACAGACCAGCUCCACAGCCACCCCAACGACCCAGUUCGCACAAUGGUGCGAUCACUGCUCCUGAACAACUCGAGAUCAGAGCACCUUCGGAAUUAUUAUUUGGCGUACCGUCUACCUUAAAGACGCAAUGGAGGCAUCAACCCAAGGCUCUAGUCACUGGCUGCGUCACCUACGUUGCCAACUACCUGGGCUCCACUGUCGUGAAAGAGUUAAGAGGUACCGAAUCGACCAAGAAAUCUAUUCAAAAACUCAAGAAGACUUGUCGUGAUACCAGAGUCACGCCUGAUAUAACUCUUGCCAUCUCUUAUCGGGGCGUACGCUUUUUGAAUACAUUGACCAACGAGCCAAUUUGCGAACAUGAGAUACGCAACAUUCACUGUGCUUGUCAGGAUGCCGACGAUCUCACACAUUUUGCGUACAUCACCAAGGAUCAUGCGAGUCGCACACAUUUCUGUCACGUAUUUUGCGUGCCAACUAUGGACCAAGCAACCGAAGUCAUCCUAACGUUGGGCCAAGCAUUCGAGGUAGCUUAUCAGAUGGCAUUGAGGGACAAGUUGGGGGGACAUGCCGUGCGUUCCCAAUCGGCCAAUCAGUUAGUUUCGCUCUCGAGCUCGACUAAAUCCAGUGGAAUAAUGGCAAAGACAUCCUCUCCCGAGUCAACUAUUGAACACAUCCGAGAGAGCGAUCAUGAGGUCACUGCAACCAUUCCAAGUAAUCACAAUUCUACGUCGAAUCUCAAAGCGAAGCCACGAUCCAAGUCCAUUCCUAAUCCCAACGGUCAUUCCGUGAGCACCUCGCAAGAAACCAACUCCAGUUCCAGUUCUGGCUCGAAUACAACGGCCAAUUGUACGAACUCCGCUUCGAGUCCCAGCUCAAACUCGGUUGCUAGCUCGAAUUCGAACACCAGUACCAAUCAGACUACCGCGAAGCCUCUGUUAACUCACGGCCGUUCUCACUCCGUAAAUGACAUCAAGGUGAACGGCAAUCAACUUAAGUUGGCUCCUCCGGUACCGGUAGACGACAUAGGCGUCGGUGUAAAAGAUUUAAAGCCUGGCUCUCGUGCACCGAUAGCUCUAUCCGAGGAACUCUAAACAAUAUUUUUCUUCCGAUUCAUUAUCGGAUUUUUAUUCGGUAUACGUGUUUUUAGAUUCGAUAAUCGUUCGUCAUUUCGAUCGGUCUCGGACUUUCAUUAUUUUGGGCCUACUAUCAAUUCAUCGAUCUUUCAUUCGUUCAAUAAUCGUUCAACAAGCAUCCUCUCGCGUUGUUUAGCGAUUUUUUUGAUUUAUUGUCUUCCUUAUUGCGAUCAUAGCAAUGUCGAAUAAUUGCGAUCAAAAGUUAAUUCAUUAUAGCUUUGCAUUUCGUUCGAACCUAGUCACAGUAAGAAGACAAUCGGAAGGACAUGGAUGUUUCUUCAGAGAUAGGAACGAACCAUCGAUUGAACUUCGAUACGAAGAUACUAUUGGUGAUAAUACCGUUUCAUCAACCUGUUUAAUUUCUAAUUUCUGUACAUUAACAUAGGUAUGUACAUUCUGGAAGGAUAUCAUCAUGUACUUUUCAACUAUCUUCAAAGUUGUGUACAUACAUGGAGCCUCGAAAAUACGCGAAGGUAAGUAGUGAAUAUUAUUCCUUCAAUGGCGAGAUAUUCUCUGAUUUUUAAUGACGCACACGUAGACCAAUCGAGAUUAAGUUGAAGCGAAAAUAUCCGAAGAGUUUCUAACAAAUUUUAAAGAUUUUACAGAUCGUUAUCAUGUAAUCCGACGAUAACGAUCAUAUAAAUAUAUUUCAUUCUUUAAUGAGAUCACGGAAUCAUAUGAUAAUGAUAGAAGAUACGAAUCUUUUCACGUGUACUCAUAUAAUUUUUUAUGAUAGUAUUUCAUUCGGAAUAAAAGAAUUUACAUUCGCGAACUGCUAUCGUUGAAAUUUGUAAUAUGUAAAAGCGUGUGCGUUAAUGGUGAUGAUUUAUUGUGUUAACGAUAAUUCGUAAUUAAUUAUUCGCGUAUUUUGAGCGUAUGUUAUGUAUACUAACACGAGUUAUAACAUACUUAUAAAUGAAAGAACUAGAUAUACGUCAUAUUAUCCCAACGAAAGAUCAUUUUAAGUUCGAGUCGAUGUAUCUAUCACAUUCCCGUUGAAAAAAUGGAAGGGAAAAAAACGAGAGAUUUAGUGCAUCAUGACCCUAGUUCCACAACAAGAACACAUACAAAGGCACCGCUUUAUCGACCCUUCCAAUAAUUAUUAGCAAUGACUGAGAUUCUGAGGCUGAAAAAACCGAUAUUUUUCCUUUAAUCGGAAAAGAUCGACGCGAAAGCUGCGUGACGUUCGAUCGACCACAUUUUUCCUAAUGAUUUUUCGAUGAUUUUUCGAAUUUCUCCAAUUUCCAGUUCGAAGUGGCCACUGUUUUUUCGACGUUUCAUUAUUCAAGACUGAGAGUCCUUAUCUCGUUUGAUACUUCGCGUUAAGCAUAAUAUUAUUAUAAUGAUUACAUAUAUAUAUAUAUACGUAUAGAUAACAGUAGUUGUAUUUAUUGUGUAUUAACUAAUCCGAUUAAAACCUCGCGAUUAGAAGACGAUGCUUUAGCAAGAGAGUGC
Molecule: messenger RNA, 6173 nt
Organism: Vespula pensylvanica (western yellowjacket)
Lineage: Eukaryota; Metazoa; Arthropoda; Insecta; Hymenoptera; Vespidae
Product: ankyrin repeat and SAM domain-containing protein 1A-like
Exons: 18
Coding region: 132-4676 (1514 amino acids)
Cellular component (GO): cytosol
Molecular function (GO): protein binding
Source: RefSeq, a predicted model, not a curated record